AGAAAUAGUAAGAAACUCUGAUUUAGGAAGAAAAAAUUUUGGGAGAAGCAGAUAGUUUGCAUUUGCUAUUGUUAAUGUUAUUUUGUAGAACGUGUAAUUUUACUUAUUUCAUCGCCACAAUUAAUCCGUUUUUCUUUUAUUUUUAUAAUAGUAAUCUGUUGAACCGAAAGCUAAUUUAUUGAGCAUAGGCAGUUAUGUUAGGUGUCAGUACUUGCUCACAGAAAACUAUUUUAUCAUAAGUUAUGUAAUGAAUAUCAUCGUAUCAUAAUGAGUAUUGCUUCAAGCAUUUCUAAACAAAUGGUCCAAAUAGAAGUAAAUCUAAUUUUAUCUAGAAUUUAGACAACUUACUGAUAUAUGUAUUUCCGGAUACAAACUAUUCUAACGUACAUUCAACAAAGCAAAAAGAAGUGGAAUGAAAAAGGCUUUGGAUGAAGUGUUCUUAUGUUAUAUCCAAGCAUACAUACAGUUGGAAAAAAUAUACAUUUGCAACCUUGCAAAUUAACAUUAAAUUAAUUUCUAUCAAUUUUGCAAAUUAACCAUUACAUUAAUUUCUAUCAACUUCACAAAUUAACCAUUACACUAGUUUCUAUUAAGAUUUUGUACACAAUUUUACAUCUUUUAGCCUGAAAAUAUUUAUACUCUUCUUUAGCUUAUCACAUUUAAACAUUAUCAAAAAUGAACGUACUGUUCCUUUUAUUUUAAAUGCAUAAUUUGUAGCAAAUAUUACUUUCGUUUAAUUGUAUGUCAAAGCAAACAUGUAUUAUAGAUAUAUCUACAUCGAAGGCUUUACAUCAUAAGAACCUUCAAUACGCUUGGCAAUAUGCCUCGAAAUAAAAAUGGCAGUCCAUAUUUAGAUCAUUCUUUUACCAUGAAAGAUGUCGGGUGAAGUUUGUUCGACUAUAGGAAAAUUGAGAUAAAUCGUAAAAAAACAAUUCUCAAUCGAGACCUCACAUAGCAUAACAUACUGGCGCAUAUUUUUUUAUCUUUGUUUUUGUCACUCGGCUUAAUGACUAAGAUAUGCUAGCUUCUUUCCUUAUGUUUUAUCUAGUUCCAGUAUUGUAUUCAUUCUUGCUGGAAACGUUGCGGUUGUUUUUUUGCUCAUACACAUCGACAACAGUUUCAGAAGACACUUUUCCACGCUUUAAAACACCAGUGCAUUUUCGAAGAUGCACAAAAUCGGUUGCCAUACAAACGAUAAUUGGGCAACCAUUACGAUUAAGAGUCUUGCCGUCCAUUAAAGACAUUGUUGAUGAAAAUGAAACGAAUUCAGGGGAUGUCAAAGGAUUUUCUAAGAUAUGGAAGUAUCUUAGGUUUCUGGGGAGAUUAUCGUUAUCCCUAUUUGGACUGUUCUGGUUCCUCACCACGUGGGCAAUCGUCGGCGCCAUCGUGUUCUGCGCCAUCGAAGGACCACGAGAACGCGAACAAGUCACAAAAUUAAAAGAUAUGCAAAACGAAUUAGCGGUUAGUCUAGCCACAGAACUGAGACAAUUGCGUACAGAAAAAGAGGAAGAUUUAGAACCACUUUGGAGCAACAAAGUACAAAAGUACGUAGAGAAACACGAAGAGUUUCUGUUAAAGGCAGUCAACUCUGGAUACGGCGAAAGUGGUGACAAUGGGGAACUUUGGACGCUUCCUGGUUGUGUCCUCUUUUCUCUCGCGCUUCUCACUACUCUUGGUUUUGGUGCUCCAGUUCCACGGACGACAAUCGGGCGAACGGCGACCGUCAUUUUUGCAGCAAUUGGGAUACCUGCACAUUUUCUACUGAUUAUGAAUAUUGGUCUUUUAUUAGCCGUACGAUUACAGAGGUACGCCAUAUCAAGGAAGUUUGUUGACUACGAUCAGUCGGAUCCUAAGUAUUUGGCACCGAUACCGAACUGGGUUAAGAUAGUACCAUUCGUUUUUGGAGAACAGGACUGCAGAAAAACUUGGGCUUUGCUACGAGACUCUUUCAGACGUGCCAUCAAAAAACAGAAAAAGAACAGCCAAGCAAAUAUGAUGUGCAAGAAAUGGAAGUAUCAAGAUGAGAUGUCUUUUCUAAUACCGUUUAUGAAAGAAAGAUCCAGUUUAUGUGUAUUGUCAUCUCCAGUUGACGAUGACAAUGAUUUCGAUGUUACGUUAGACAAUGAAACUUCGAUACCUUUAAUCGACUAUAAACCUGACAGAGUAUCCACGGACAAUGAUCCAUUUAAUCUAAAUAGUACAAGAUCUACGAUUCGUCCGGCUAAGCGCCAACGAAAUAAUUCUCUCAAAAAUUCUUCAACCGAGGAAACGUCUGCGUUACUAAUGAAAUUCAUAGCGGACAAUAAAAGGAACUGUGACGACAUUGAACAAUUCUUCGUUAGUAUGGCCACAACAGUGAGAUCGUUUCCGCCGCGAGAAAGAGCCGUAGCCAAAGCUAAGGUGUUUGAACUUAUAUCCAAAAUGGAGAUAGAUAUUCUGAGCAGUCCUUCCACUUCGCAUAAUCAAUCUGCGAUGCCCUUCUAAUAGAACAAGUAUAGGAAGCGACUUCCUAUUUAACACACAAGCUGAUGACCUUUCCAUCGUGGAUAUUUUUUAUCAGCAACACUUGAUCUAGUUGCAUGGAGCACCCUGUACAUUACAUAUCUCGUUGAACUAAUGUGGAAUAUCGGAACCUCCAGAGAGGAACCGUGAAGAAAGUGAUUACGGGUAGACGUGGUAGAGUAGCGAGUAACAUAGUCAGCUGCUACUCUGAACGUCCUGGUUUAAAUCCCGGGGGGAUCCAUUUUACGGAUCCUACAUUAAUCACAUUUUUAUACGACGGAAUAUUGUUUUUUAUACAUAGAAAUAUAUCUUAAAUAUUUUUAAGAAA
Messenger RNA from Megachile rotundata (alfalfa leafcutting bee), 2830 nucleotides. RefSeq lists its product as uncharacterized. Gene Ontology annotation, biological process: potassium ion transmembrane transport; stabilization of membrane potential. The record is from RefSeq and is a predicted model, not a curated record. Lineage: Eukaryota; Metazoa; Arthropoda; Insecta; Hymenoptera; Megachilidae. Gene Ontology annotation, molecular function: potassium ion leak channel activity; outward rectifier potassium channel activity. Gene Ontology annotation, cellular component: plasma membrane.